This is a messenger RNA of Strongyloides ratti, 459 nucleotides long. RefSeq lists its product as hypothetical. The record is from RefSeq and is a predicted model, not a curated record. The transcript is spliced from 3 exons. The coding region runs from base 1 to 459 and encodes 152 amino acids. Lineage: Eukaryota; Metazoa; Nematoda; Chromadorea; Rhabditida; Strongyloididae.
AUGUGUUACUCAGAUUUCAUUUUAUUAGUUAUAUUACUUUUUAAUCUUUUCUUGAUUUCUGAUACUAAUCCAGCAGGAAGAAGUAUAGUUCCAAAUAAUAAUGGCAAAGAACCACGUGGUAAAAACAUAAGUAGAUUUUCAGAAUCUUUUGAAAGCUCAUCGGAAAUUUCUUCGGCAAAUAUCGAAAGUAGUGAGUAUAGUGAAGAAGAUGAUAUAUCAUAUGAGGAAAGUGAAGAUACUGAAGAAAAUAUGAGUUAUGAUGAUAAUAAAUACAGGAGACGUGGAAAAAGAGAAGUUUCAGGAAAUCAAAUUUAUUUGAAAAAUAGUUCAAACAUUACUUCUACAUCUAAACCAAAAAAAAAAAGUAAAAAAAAAUCUAAAAAAAGUAAAACCAAAAACAAAAAAGGAAAAGGAAAAGGAAAGGAAAAACAUAAAAGAGUUACAUAUAAAAUAUUUUAA